Molecule: messenger RNA, 1488 nt
Organism: Papaver somniferum (opium poppy)
Lineage: Eukaryota; Viridiplantae; Streptophyta; Magnoliopsida; Ranunculales; Papaveraceae
Product: vacuolar-processing enzyme alpha-isozyme-like
Exons: 3
Coding region: 1-1488 (495 amino acids)
Biological process (GO): vacuolar protein processing
Molecular function (GO): cysteine-type endopeptidase activity
Source: RefSeq, a predicted model, not a curated record
AUGGUUCUUUUACAGGAGGUGAUUGAAAGUAAGCCUCCCCGAAGAAAAUGGGCUCUGCUUGUUGCCGGAUCCCAAGGGUAUAUUAACUAUAGGCAUCAAGCGGACAUCUGUAACGCUUAUCAACUUCUAAGAGGAGGAGGCCUUCAAGAUGAGAACAUAGUUACUAUAAUGUACGAUGAUGUAGCCUAUCAUCAAAUUAAUCCAAGGCCUGGCACACUAAUCAACAGUUCUUCUGGGAUUGAUGUCUACAAUGGUGUCCCAAGGGACUAUGUCGGGGAAACUGUAAAUGUAGACAAUUUGCUAGAUGUGUUUCUUGCUCGAAACCAGAUUGCUCUUGCUGCUGAAGGAUCCGGCAAGAUGAUUGAUAGCGGACCUGAGGACACGAUUUUCAUCUACAUAUUAGGUCACGGUGCGCCACAGAAACUGUUCAUGCCGAAUGGUGAAGUAUUGGAUGCUGAGACGUUGCAAGCAGCUAUUAACUUGAAGUUUCAGCAAGGACACUACAAGAAUAUUCUAAUUUUCGUUGAAUCAUGCUAUUCUGGGAGCAUGUUUUAUGAAAUACUGCAACCUGGGAUGAAUGUAUAUGCCAUUACGGCAUGCAAUCCGUUAGAAUCCUCUUAUGGCCACUAUUUCCCCAUGGAUGGUGAAAAUGGCCAACCCCCUGGUUACAAAAUUUGUCUUGGAGAUAUAUUCACUUCUUGCUGGAUAGAACGUUGUCGUAAAGAAGAUAUGACAACGGAAACGUUAAACAGACAUUAUGAGUUGGUGCGAGAAUGCAGUUUGAGAAUUGGAAAACAAACUUCUCCAAAUUAUAUACAGCACGUGACACAAUUUGGAGAUCUGGAAUCCCUAGGAAACCAGACGAUGGCAACAUACAUCGGUGGUGGUUCAGCUAGAAAGUCACAGUUAGCUGAGGUUGAAUCUGUUAAGGCUAUCAAACAGGCUGGGUUACAAAGAGAAGUUGAGUUGAAGAAAGCUUUGUCCCGGACUGAGAAAUUGAAGGCUGAGCAUCUUAGUAAAGCUAGUGUGGAGUAUGAUGUCCAGGUCCAAGAGGCAACCUGUGAGGUGUGCAAGAAGCAGAAACAAGCAGAAGCUGUUUUAUUUGGGAAACAAAACUCAGUGGAGGCUCAAAAACUUGCUGCUGAAGCCCAAUUUUUCGCACAACAACAGGCUGCUGAUGGAGAAUUAUACGCAAAAAAGAAAGAAGCUGAAGGAAUGGUUGCUGCAGCAGAAGCACAAGGAGUUUAUAUUCAAAGUUUGUUGAAAGAAUUUGAUGGGAACUACGCUUCAUUGAGAGAUUAUCUGAUGAUUAGUGGUGGAAUGUUUCAAGAAGUUGCUAAGAUCAAUGCAGGUGCUGUUCAAGGUUUGCAGCCAAAGAUCAGUAUAUGGACUAAUGGAGAUGGUUCCUCUGCUGGAAAUGGUAGCCCUACUGAAGGUGGAUUAGCUACAGGAGUCAUGAAAGAAAUUGCAAAAGUGUACAAGACGUAG